AUAAUCAUUCUUGCGCGCCGAGCUGAUGCAAGACUCUGGAUGAGAACAGUAGUGUUAACCGUGUCGACGAUAUCGGACAGGACGAGCAACAGCGAUCUUUGAUUCAGUCAUCAUGUCAGAAGACGAGAUUUUAUUCGACCCCACCACAACAAAGAAGAAGAAGAAGAAGAAGAAGCCCUUCAUGCUCGACGAGGAUGGAGAAGGAGAGGAGGCUCAGCAGACUGAACAGAAAGAACCUGAGCCGGAAGCAGCAGAGGAGCGAGAACUGGACCCUGAAGAUGAUGAAGUAAAGAAAAAGGAGACUUCGGAUGACUUGGAUGAUCUGAACUUCUUUAACCAGAAAAAGAAGAAAAAGAAACCGAAGAAGGUGUUUGAAAAUGACAUUGAGGAGGGCAUGAAGGAGCUGAAAAUUGACGGAGAGCAGCAGGAAAUGGAGGAAGAUGAUUUGGAUCUGAUGCUUCCAGCUAAAAAAAAGAAACAAAAAAAAGUGGAAUUCGUUGAGGAAAGUGACACUGUGGAAAAGGAUGAUGUUGUCGAGGAUGAUAAAAGCACAGAUGGCAUCACAUUCAGUUCACAGUCGGGCCCAGCAUGGGCCGGUUCAGAGAGGGAUUACACCUACGAUGAGUUGUUAAGCCGGGUGUUUAACAUCAUGAGGGAGAAGAACCCUGAUAUGGUGGCAGGGGAGAAGAGGAAGUUUGUGAUGAAGCCGCCUCAGGUGGUCCGAGUUGGGACCAAGAAAACUUCUUUUGUCAACUUCACUGACAUCUGCAAACUGUGAGUAUAAACAUUUAGUAU
Molecule: messenger RNA, 795 nt
Organism: Sinocyclocheilus anshuiensis
Lineage: Eukaryota; Metazoa; Chordata; Actinopteri; Cypriniformes; Cyprinidae
Product: eukaryotic translation initiation factor 2 subunit 2-like
Exons: 6
Coding region: 113-778 (221 amino acids)
Biological process (GO): formation of translation preinitiation complex; translational initiation
Cellular component (GO): eukaryotic translation initiation factor 2 complex
Molecular function (GO): translation initiation factor activity; translation initiation factor binding; mRNA binding
Source: RefSeq, a predicted model, not a curated record